GUUUCAACAGAGGCAAGACGGUCAUAUUGUUGAGGAUACAGAGUUUUCUUACUUAUCCUAUACGUAGAAGCAUCAUGCCUUGUGAAGAUGAGGAGAGUCUGAGUCAGCUGGAAGAACAAGAGCAGGAAUUGAUCAACGCAAACAGAGUGUUACAAAGCUGGAAGGAUAAGAACAUUCCACAUGACAGCAGGAAAACAGAUGAAGAGAAACGAGUUGAAAUGGAAAACUUGAAACAGCAGAUUGACAUGCUACGAGAAUUAGGACCAUUUAAGUUUUUUGGUAUAUCAAAAGAGGUAUUGUCCAAAGAGGAGGGCACCAUAUGCACAAGAAAGACAGUUGAGGGAAAGUGUAGAAAUGUGGAGUUUCAACUAAAAUACUGCAUUACUGAAUCUCUGGUCAAGGACAUGAACAAACAGAUCGUGAAACUGUCAAUAGCGGCCUCUGAGAACAUCACAACGGAACUUCGCGGAACGAUAGAGAGACUUGCAGACACGGGUGAUAUUCAAGGUUUCUUACAGCUGAUUGAUGGCUACACAAAGUGGACGGAAGCAAGAAGGAAGACAUUUCACCAUUUUGUAGAGGCCCAUCCAGGCACUGUUUCACAAAUCGAUGGAAAUACUCUUCAUAUUGCAUCCAAAAAAGGUACGGUUGUACUGGGCUGGGGGGUAAAGAUACAAGGAAGAAGCACAGUCGUUCCCGAGAUACAUCUGUGCCUCGACAUUCAUGCACCAGUUUCAAAAGACAACAAGAAUUUCAUAGAGGAUGCCGAUGAGAAGUUCCAGCUGAUGUUGAAUGAACUUGGAAUAGAGAAAUCAAUCAGAUGUCUCGUAGAAGUCGCUUGAAUAAUCAAAAAACCAUGGACAUUCUAUUCACUUUAUGAACAUUUUGCUGAUUUAUCACAUGACUGCAGACAUUUAUUGACAUUAUUAACCUUUUGCUGAUUUAUCACAUGACUGCAGACAUUUAUUGACAUUAUUAACAUUUUGCUGAUUUAUCACAUGACUGCAGACAUUUAUUGACAUUAUGAACAUUUUGCUGAUUUAUCACAUAACUGCAGACAUUUAUUGACAUUAUUAACAAUUUGCUGAUUUAUCACAUGACUGCAGACAUUUAUUGACAUUAUUAACAUUUUGCUGAUUUAUCACAUGACUGCAGACAUUUAUUGACAUUAUUAACAUUUUGCUGAUUUAUCACAUGACUGCAGACAAUUAUUGACAUUAUUAACAUUUUGCUGAUUUAUCACAUGACUGCAGACAUUUAUUGACAUUAUGAACAUUUUGCUGAUUUAUCACAUGACUGCAGACAUGUAUUGACAUUAUUAACAUUUUGCUGAUUUUUGUCAUGUGACUGCGGACAUUUUAUUGACAUUAGAAUCCAUACAUGCCAUAUUUCUGAGAGGCUUCCCAGGGGAUUUUGGUCUGAAUUCCAGGGGAUUUUGAUAUUACACCAGGGGAUUUUUACGCGAUGAAAAUUUGCGCAAUAUCUGCAUUUAUAAUAUAAGAAUGAAUACAGAAAUACACUCAAAUUACAAUAAUUUUUGGACUUAGUCAUCAUGGUCCUUCAUGGAAUUUCACACUCAUAAAAAUAUUGAUGCUUUCCACUGUCAACCUUAAGCAAGUUUUGAAAAAAAAAAAAAAAAUAUUUUUUUUAAUUCCAGGGGAUAUGGAUCCCCGGCGGGGAACCAGGGGAUGGGAAGAAAUUCCGGGGGAUUUUUCCCCCCUCCGGGGGAUAUGGCAUGUAUGAUAGAAUAGAAACUUAUUGCUUAUUUUUUAUCAGUAUGCUGACAUUCCUUUCAAAAUGACUUCAUUUUUCUGUCAAUUUUUACUCUUUUUUUUUUCAAAAAGUGAAAGUUUAGACAUUGUCAAACCAUUGGUGUUAUCAUCAUUGCUUUCGUAAAAUGUUUCCUUGGGCAUAUUUUAAUUAACACUCAAAGUAUUGAAAUAAAACUUUGUACACAUGAUACAGGAGACAAUAUGUACAUGCACGACUGAAGACCAAGGCCCAUAACUCUGGCAUUGAUUUUUAAAUUAUUUCCCUUCUUCAACUAACAAUAAAAACAGGCGAGCGAUGAUACUUGCUCUGCGGCACUCUUGUGUUUCAGUAUGAUGAUUGAUAUUUCAAGUUACCUCAAAUUAUGUUGAGUAUCUACUGAUUUCUUCACUCUCUUUUUUUCUAGUCAUACGAGGUUAAAAUAAAUUGUUUUGGAAGCUCA
Messenger RNA from Mya arenaria, 2212 nucleotides. RefSeq lists its product as uncharacterized. NCBI's taxonomy places the organism in Eukaryota, Metazoa, Mollusca, Bivalvia, Myida, Myidae. The transcript is spliced from 9 exons. Gene Ontology annotation, cellular component: nucleus; chromosome, centromeric region. Bases 75 to 842 code for a protein of 255 amino acids. Gene Ontology annotation, biological process: CENP-A containing chromatin assembly. The record is from RefSeq and is a predicted model, not a curated record.